AUGCAGGCAUCAUCGGAUUUCGACACGACUGAAGAAAAGUUUCUCACGCCAGAAGGAAGCAACCACUCUGAUGUGGAUUCCCUGAGCUAUGAGCAACGUCGCGAGGAAAUUCGUAUCGCUAACCCGCAAGGUGUAACGUCAGUACAGACUGGAGUUGAUGUCGAACAGGCAGAGGAGGAUUUCUCGGACUUGAACAGACAAUUUUCCAGUAUCUCGCAUCAAGCUCGUCGACUAUCAAAACAUGCGUCUCGGGCAUCUAAGCCGACGGCCACUGUCGAUGAAGAAAAGGCUGGAAGCUCGAAUGGCUCUGACGACACCUGGGAUUUGGAGACGGCUCUUCGGGGCAAUCGUGCUGCUGAGGAUGAGGCCGGCAUCAAGGAUAAGCAUAUUGGCGUUAUAUGGGACAAUCUAUCUGUUCGUGGAGUUGGUGGUGUAAAGACCUUUAUCAAGACGUUCCCGGAUGCAAUCAUUGAUUUCUUUAAUGUUCCUCAAACCGUCAUGGAUAUUUUCGGUUGGGGUAAAAAGGGCAAAGAAUACAACAUUUUGGAGGGGUUUCGCGGGUUGACUCGACCGGGAGAAAUGGUCUUGGUCUUGGGAAGACCUGGCUCAGGAUGUACAACCUUUCUGAAAGUUAUUGCCAACCAACGUGCUGGGUACACCGGUGUCGAUGGAGAAGUAUUAUAUGGCCCUUUUGAAUCAGACGCAUUUUCCAAAAGAUUCCGAGGCGAGGCCGUAUACAACCAAGAAGAUGAUAUCCACCACCCGACUCUUACUGUCUCUCAGACUCUCGCGUUUGCUCUGGACACCAAAACCCCAGGAAAGCGUCCGUAUGGCGUGGGCAAGGCGGAGUUCAAGGAGAAGGUGACCAAGAUGCUGCUCCGAAUGUUUAAUAUUGAGCACACAGCCAAUACUGUCAUCGGCAACCAGUUCAUUCGCGGAGUUAGUGGUGGUGAGCGCCGGAGAGUGAGUAUUGCAGAGAUGAUGACCACUAGUGCCACAGUGCUGGCUUGGGAUAACAGUACCCGUGGUCUGGACGCGUCGACUGCGCUCGACUUUGCCAAAUCCCUCCGAAUUUUGACCAACAUCUACAAAACCACCACCUUUGUCUCUCUCUACCAGGCCUCUGAGUCCAUCUACAACCAGUUUGACAAGGUCCUCGUCAUAGAUAGUGGACGAUCUGUGUUCUUCGGCCCUAUUCAUGAGGCACGUGCCUAUUUUGAAGGCCUUGGUUUCCGCGCGAAGCCCCGACAGACAACACCGGAUUAUCUCACCGGAUGCACAGAUCCUUUCGAGAGAGAAUUCCAAGAUGGAAGAAGCGCCGCAGAUGUGCCAUCGACACCAGAGGCUCUGGUGGAGUCCUUCAGGCAAUCAAGUCAUAACAAGCAACUCGAUGAAGAAAUGCAGUCCUAUCGUGCACAGAUCCAGCAUGACAAGAAAAUCUUCGAUGACUUCGAACUCGCCAACCAAGAAGCAAAGCGCAAGUACACCCCCAAGUCAUCCGUGUACUCGAUUCCAUUCCAUCUUCAAAUUUGGGCUUUGAUGCAACGUCAGUUCUUGAUAAAAUGGCAAGAUAAGUUUGCUUUGACUGUCUCCUGGGUCACUUCAACCGGUAUCGCCAUUAUCCUCGGUACCGUGUGGCUGAAACAACCGAAAACUAGUGCUGGUGCAUUUACUCGAGGUGGUCUUCUGUUCAUCAGUAUGUUGUUUAAUGGAUUCCAAGCCUUUGCAGAACUUGCAUCUACGAUGAUGGGCCGUUCAAUUGUCAAUAAACAUCGUUCAUUUACAUUCUACCGUCCAAGUGCUUUGUUCCUGGCGCAAAUAUUUGUGGAUACUACUUUCGCAGCUUUCAGGAUUUUGGUCUUCAGCAUCAUUGUCUAUUUCAUGUGUGGUCUAGCCUUGGAAGUUGGUGCAUUUUUCACAUUUGUCCUGUUCGUGCUGAGCGGAUACGUGUGUAUGACCGUGUUCUUCAGAACUAUCGGUUGUGUUAGCCCGGACUUUGACUAUGCGAUGAAGUUUGCAGCGGUGAUGAUUACCCUUCUUGUAUUGACAUCUGGUUAUUUGAUUCAAUGGUCCAGUGGUCAGGUAUGGCUGCGAUGGAUUUUCUAUAUCAAUCCUUUCGGCCUUGGAUUCUCAUCGUUGAUGAUCAAUGAGUUCAGCCGCCUGACAAUGACAUGCGUAUCAGAGUCGUUGGUUCCUCAUGGUACCGGUUACGAUGAUAUUGCUCAUCAAGCUUGCACUCUUGCUGGUGGAGAAUCAGGCUCCGACAUCAUUCCUGGGUCUAAUUAUCUUGCCAAAACAUUCAGCUAUGACAAAUCUGAUUUAUGGCGGAACUUCGGCAUUAUGCUUGCACUCAUCGUCGGUUUCCUUGCUAGCAACUUGUACUUUGGUGAAGCUGUUCAGUUUGACGCUGGAGGGAAAACAAUUACCUUUUACCAAAAAGAGAAUAAGGAGCGGAAGGAAUUGAACGAUGCCUUGGCGCAAAAGAAGGCCAACCGUCAAACCAAAACCGUGGAAACUGAAACUAAUGUCCAGAUCACCUCGAAAUCAGUUUUCACCUGGGAGGAUGUCUGCUAUGAAGUGCCUGUGCCAUCUGGAACUCGUCAACUUCUGAACUCUGUCUACGGAUAUGUUCAACCAGGUAAACUGACAGCUCUGAUGGGCGCAUCAGGUGCAGGCAAGACAACGCUAUUGGAUGUUCUGGCAGCACGGAAGAAUAUUGGUGUUAUUUCAGGAGAUAUUCUUGUAGACGGCAGGCCCCCUGGUACUGCAUUCCAGCGCGGCACAUCCUACGCUGAGCAGUUGGACACACAUGAAGCAAUGCAAACCGUGAGAGAGGCAUUGCGCUUCUCAGCCGAUCUUCGACAGCCAUUUGAAACCCCACAAUCAGAAAAGUAUGCCUAUGUUGAAGAAAUCAUCGGCUUGCUGGAACUGGAGAACCUGGCAGAUGCAAUCAUUGGGACCCCGGAAACUGGCCUUUCCGUUGAAGAACGAAAGAGGGUAACCAUCGGUGUCGAAUUGGCAGCAAAGCCCGAGCUUCUUCUCUUCUUGGAUGAGCCUACCUCCGGCCUUGAUAGUCAAUCGGCCUUUAAUAUCGUUCGAUUCCUGAAGAAACUGGCCACGGCUGGACAGGCUAUCCUUUGCACUAUUCAUCAGCCCAACUCAGCAUUGUUUGAGAAUUUUGAUCGACUCUUGCUUCUCCAAAGAGGCGGCGAGUGUGUAUACUUUGGUGAAAUCGGUUACGACUCUCAAAUUCUGCGGGACUAUUUCUAUAAGAACGGCGCCGACUGCCCUGAGGAUGCAAACCCUGCCGAGUGGAUGCUAGAUGCUAUCGGUGCAGGGCAAACACGACGCAUUGGCGAUCGCGAUUGGGGUGACAUUUGGCGAACAUCAUCUGAACUGGUGCAAUUGAAGAAAGACAUCGUUCAAAUCAAAGCGGACCGAGCUCAGUUGAACCAAGAUCAAGCAGAUGAGGUCGGAUUGCUUGUCGAGAAGGAGUAUGCAUCGCCUAUGUGGCAUCAGAUCAAAGUGGUUGGCCGACGAACCUUCCUUUCUUUCUGGAGAUCCCGGAACUAUGGCUUUACUAGGCUGUUUACCCAUGUUGCUCUGGCUCUAAUUACCGGGCUUGGUUUCCGCCAGCUAGACGAUUCUCGCUCUUCUCUACAGUACCGUGUCUUCGUUGUCUUUAACGUUACUGUACUUCCAGCCAUUAUUCUCCAACAAGUCCAGCCGCGUUUUGACAUGGCCCGACUGAUCUUCUACCGUGAAUCCGCCUCCAAAACCUACAGUCAGUUUGCCUUCGCGCUGUCAAUGGUCCUUGCCGAGAUCCCUUAUAGUUUGCUGUGUGCCGUGUGUUUCUUCUUGCCACUCUACUAUAUCCCUGGGUUCCAAUCCGAAUCCAGCCGAGCAGGCUACCAAUUCCUCAUGGUUCUCAUCACCGAGUUCUUCGCCGUCACUUUGGGCCAAAUGGUUUCAGCCUCGACACCCAAUAGCUUUAUUGCUUCGCAGCUGAACCCGCCAAUUGUCAUCAUCUUCUCCCUGUUCUGUGGUGUCACUAUCCCCAGACCCCAGAUGCCGAAGUUCUGGCGUUCUUGGCUCUACCAGCUUGAUCCAUUCACCAGACUAAUCAGUGGCAUGGUCGUGACUGAGCUCCAUGGACGCAAGGUCGAAUGUACGAGUUCUGAGUACAACCAGUUCACUGCUCCAGCCAAUCAGACCUGUGGUGAGUAUAUGGCUUCCUUUUUUGAGAAUGGAGGAGCUGGUUACCUGCUAGACAAUGCCACGCAGACUUGCGAGUACUGCGCGUAUAAAGUUGGAGAUCAGUUUUACGAAACAUAUGAAAUGAGCUUCAACAACAGAUGGCGGGAUCUGGGAAUUUUCAUUGCAUUUGUUGCAUCCAACUUGAUCAUACUUUUCUUGGCAUCUCGAUUCCUCAACUUCAACCGGAGGUAG
Molecule: messenger RNA, 4449 nt
Organism: Penicillium verhagenii
Lineage: Eukaryota; Fungi; Ascomycota; Eurotiomycetes; Eurotiales; Aspergillaceae
Product: putative ABC transporter
Exons: 4
Coding region: 1-4449 (1482 amino acids)
Biological process (GO): transmembrane transport
Cellular component (GO): membrane
Molecular function (GO): ATP hydrolysis activity; ATP binding; ABC-type transporter activity
Source: RefSeq, a predicted model, not a curated record